AGGGAAGUACCCCGACCACCACCGCUGGUCCGGCUUCAACGACUGCAUACGCUCCUGUCGCAUCAUCCCUGCUGCUCUGGGAUGAGGACAGGCCUGUCCUGUUGACCUUCACAGUCAUGAUGGUUAAGAUCAUCUUCUACGAGGGCAGGAAUUUUGAGGGACGCCACUAUGAGUGCAGUGGUGACUGCGCUGACAUGCACUCCCACUUCUCCCGGUGUAACUCCAUCCGGGUGGACAGUGGGUGCUGGGUGGCCUAUGAGAAGCCUAAGUAUUCUGGGUACCAGUACAUGCUGACAAGGGGGAAGUACCCCGACCACCACCGCUGGUCCGGCUUCAACGACUGCAUCCGCUCCUGUCGCAUCAUCCCUGCUUAUAAUGGAAACUACAGGAUGAAGAUCUUUGAGAGAUCAGACUUUGGGGGCAAGAUGAUGGAGCUGAGCGAUGACUGUCCCAACCUGCAGGACCGCUUCCACCUGAGAGACAUCUCAUCCUGCAACGUCAUGGAGGGCUACUGGAUCCUUCAUGAGCACCCCAACUACCGGGGCCGUCAGUACUUCCUGCGCCCUGGCGAGUACAACAAGCACAGCGACUGGGGCAGCAUGAACUCCACCAUCGGCUCAGUGCGGCGCGUGACAGAGCUGAAGCAAACCAACCAAUAAAGCCAAGUCUCUAGAUCUCUCUCUAGCCAGGCUAGAUCUCUCUAGCUCUUUCUAGAUCCCUCUGACAGCCUGCAGAAGUCUAUACAUACUGUACAGGGGUUGACAACAUGAGUCAAUCUCAACAUAUGGUUGGUAUCAGGGAAUAAGGAGAUUGUCCUUUAAUAAUUAGACCAAUUGAUGAGAAUAUGGCUGGGCUGAAGUAAGAAAGCAGUGGCUUGGAAUUCUGGUGUAGUUGUACAAAGAGCAUUUAGAAGGCUUUAUGCAGACAGAAGUGCAUUUAUGCACACCCUCCACUCACAUUGAAUAAUAAACCAGUGGACGGUAGGAUAGAACAAUAUAAUCAAUUGUGUCCCUAAUUCAGCGGCAAAGACAGUUGCAACUUCUUCCAACUGAGGAGCCUGCUUAAAUUGUUGUGGUGUUUAAACAUUAUUCUGACCUCCUAAAUCGAAACGCAUGAAUUUGUGUCUAAAGCAAAGUCACUUUGUUAGCUUGUCAAUGUAACACUUGUCAUGGAAAUUACCACCAGGGACUCAAAGUCAAACUUUAAUGAAUUAUUCUUUAUUAUCAACAAGCUGGAGAGGUCACAGUCAAACUUAGAUGCAUAAAAUACCGGUCUGAAGUGAGCUCUCUUCGGGGCAGUCCCGUUAGUUGUCUUAUAUACUGCUUACACAGACAAGCUAAGUAGGCAUGGUUCAUAGUGUUGGUUCCUGCAUGUGUCUGGCACCAAAUCCUAUCUUAAUUUAUAGAACAUAUUCACGGCGUUCUGCCAAAAAUUAUUCUUAACAACUGUGGCAAUGUAUUUGGCGAGAUCAGUCAUAUUAGAAGAGUGAUCUGGGACAAAAGUACAACAUUCAUCGCCAAUGAUUGCACGAGUGCCCCCUUGACCUGCCAAAAUUUAGUCAGGAUGAAGAUCUCUGUUUUGCAGAGCCAAUUUACACAAUUAUUUUAGUUCCCCAUUCAAUUGUUCCAGGGUAUUUCGAGUAGCAUUGCCAAUUUUCUCUACGUGUCUAGAAAUGUCACGAAUUUGGUCUAGGGCACAUGAAACUCCAUACCCAGGGAAAAACACACCAAAGAACCUGGAGGCAGGUGCCUGAGUGUGAGUGAUGUCAGCUAGAGACCUCUUAUCUCUCCUCAUUCCAGGAGGUUUGUAGUCUCUCAAACAGAGCCUUUGGAUCUUCUCAUUGUUUGGAACGGUUCUUAUAGCUGUCACCACAAACCCAACAGUGCAAGCAUUUGAUCCAUUAAGAUUCAUAGUACAUUGUCUUAAAAGGCAUUUUUCCUGCCAAUGCUAUAGUAAAGUUCACCACCUUAACCGGACCCAACCCACACACCCAACAGUCCUUUUCCUUGGAUAUCAGGUCAGCAAUCAUUUCUGCUCUAGAUAAGAACAAAUUGUCCUCAUGGUUGUAAGGGCCCAGCAGGGCUCUCCUUCCACGAUAACUUCUGGGCCAUUCCAGGCCUGCGUUGGUCCCUUUGGCUCAGGACUCCUUCUACGAUUACCAUCUUUUGGGUCACUACUCCGGGCCUGCGUUGGUCUCUUUGGCUCGGGACUUAUCUCACCCUUAUAGAAACAUUCUGUCUCAGAGACAGGCCCCCAAAUACAUUUACACAUAAAUCAUUCCAUCUAACCCAUAACACAUUAAUCGCUCCACUUAGUUAUAAACAUACUAAAAACUUGCUCAAGUCAAUUAAGUUACAAAAAAAAAUGGUCAGUUUCCAACAAUGCCUUAUCUGGAACAAUGAUCACUCACAUGAUCCACACGACCUAGAAACUAUUUUGACUUUCACAGGGAAGAGAGAGAACAUGUUAUAACCGUUUCAUACCAACCUUGAUAAGAAUGAGAUUGGGGCAAGGUUAGCCCAAGCUACAAUCUAGUGGCUCUCCUCACAUUUUAGGGUCAUCGCUCUGUCUCUAGAAGCCUCGCCUUUCCAAAUCAUAAUUAGAACUAUUGAUAAAUUAUCCAACCCAAAUUUAGAAUGACAGUCCUUAGUGAUUCACGUUGGUUCUAUCACUCUAAUUUAAGACCCUCAAUUUAGCACACACCGACACUGGCAGAACGUACAUUUACAUUGACAUACAGUAUAUUCAUCUUAUAUUUCUAGCAUUAACUUUUUUCAUUAACUUUUUUCGUCAUGCAUUCUUAAUCUAAAUUACUAAACAUUUCGCAGUGUGCAGAUCUCCACAAUCAACCUGAUACCCCAAAUAAACAAUUUUGGACAAGCCUAAAUCAAUUACGGGCACAGUUGACCUCCCCCUCCUUCACGGCACUCAUUCUUCUGGCAUUUCUUCAUUUUCUUCUUCAGAUGGCUUUAUAGUUCGUCCUCCCAAUGGCACACAUGUUCAAAGUGGAUGGCACUUGAUAAUGUCCCGAUUCCAAUAUCUGGGGAAUAAUCUGAUUUUCCCAAGCAGACGAAUCUCUCACGGCCAAUUAUGUCUUGUCCAUUUUCCUACCAGUACACCAGCAGCAUGAGAGAAGUUUGGACAGGAUCUCUCUCCAUACUCACUCCACUUGGACUCAUGUCACACUCCUGAGAGAAAAGGCAUGAGAGAAAAGGCAGUUGAUAGCUUUGACUGGAUGCUGUUCACAGGUUGCUGGCUCGGACUCAGGUCUCAUGGUAGAAGUGGUGAAGGACCAUAGUGAACGCCGGUUAGAGGGGGUGAGGCUCACACUGUUAUCGGUCGAAUUUACCCUUCCCAUUACUUCUGUGUGGGUGCUGGUGUGUGUGGUAAAACGUAGGGUGAAAAAACCCAAAAUGGCCUUACUUAAUUUGGGAACUCCCUUAACAGCUGGAUCCGGGUACCUUUAUACUGUAUAGUAUACUGUCUCAAUAACUGCUCUCCUAAGGCACCUGCCUCAGGAAGCCUUUCAAAGGGAGAGAUACAGAGUCAUUGGUAAACUUGGUACUGGACAUUCAUCAGUCCUGGAAGAAAAAAAAUUAACUUCGUUUUCAAUAUGCUACAGCUUAGUCAGUCCUAAGAAUUCUUAAUCUUAAUCGAUCUUACUGCAUUUUAGGCAGGAAGUCUUGAUAAAACCAUGAGUAUACAGAAUCACACAUCAGAUGAUAGUGUCCCGUUAAGCAGAAUAGGCACUAAAGUAAACAAUUUAGGCACCUUCUAAAGUAAACUUUCUUGUAAUCUUAUCAUUUUGACCUGUAGCAUUGACAUAUGAUCUGUACUGAUGGGCUCCAGACUAUACAUUAUUCCUCCAGCAGUUGAUGUUUGAAGUGUGUGACAAUUAAAUGUUGGUGUUGUUGAUGUUCACUACAAGUAAGUUAGAGCAAUCACAUUACAGAUCAACAAAUAAACCAAAUAAAUCUGUAAAUCAAGGCGUCCAAAAUAAAACAUGUGUACCAUGAUUGUGAAACAAACAUGAUACAGAACAUCAAUUACUGAACUGUACAUCAUAUUUAUUUUUCAAAGCAUCUGUUGCAUGAGGAGACAAAGAUAAUAACACAAACAGGAAGAUGUUCUGAGGAUCUGUGUGGACACCAAACGUGACCAUGAACAUAAAAAACAGAAGGGGAUAAAAGUUUAUAUUUAAAAAAAUUGGAAGUCACAAAAAUCUAUUAGGGCCAGUUACCAAUCAUGAUUACAAAACAUUUUACCAUACAAACAAUUAUUUGUGUAGGAGGGCCACACGUUCCAAUCUCUGUGCUGUCACUAUAUAAAACAUUCUGUUGAGACCUUGUGCAUCACCCACUAAAGUGCAAGGGAUUGUGAUCAUCAGACACUCACAAUGACGUUUGGCCUCCAGGAUCAUAUAUAUACACUACCAGUCAAAACUUUGGACACACCUACUCAUUCAAGGGUUUUUCUUU
Coregonus clupeaformis (lake whitefish) is the source of this 4478-nucleotide messenger RNA. RefSeq names its product gamma-crystallin S-1-like. The transcript is spliced from 4 exons. Gene Ontology annotation, biological process: visual perception; lens development in camera-type eye. Gene Ontology annotation, molecular function: structural constituent of eye lens. The record is from RefSeq and is a predicted model, not a curated record. NCBI's taxonomy places the organism in Eukaryota, Metazoa, Chordata, Actinopteri, Salmoniformes, Salmonidae. Bases 117 to 659 code for a protein of 180 amino acids.